Messenger RNA from Cydia amplana, 1587 nucleotides. Its product is annotated as choline/ethanolamine kinase. Lineage: Eukaryota; Metazoa; Arthropoda; Insecta; Lepidoptera; Tortricidae. Gene Ontology annotation, biological process: phosphatidylethanolamine biosynthetic process; CDP-choline pathway. Gene Ontology annotation, cellular component: cytoplasm. The record is from RefSeq and is a predicted model, not a curated record. Bases 72 to 1499 code for a protein of 475 amino acids. Gene Ontology annotation, molecular function: choline kinase activity; ethanolamine kinase activity. The transcript is spliced from 9 exons.
AUGUCAGUGUCAGUCCCGUACAUUAAUUGUUUUUGGAUUUGGAUCUCCUCUACCGAAUUUAACUAGUUUUAAUGUCUUUUACAAUUAGAAACCUAUCAAGAAUAGCGAAGCAAUGUUACAGAACCUACAAAGAUAUGGCUAAAGACAGUUAUCGGAAACUGCAGUUGUGCGGUACGGAGGAGGAGAUGCGUGACGUGGCGGCGAGGAUCUGCAGGAACUACCUCCACGGAGCCUGGAAGACGGUAGACCCCUCGGAGCUGGACUUCAAGAGGAUCAGUGGCGGGCUGUCAAACUUCCUGUACUACGUGGCGUUGCCAGACGACAUAACCAAGGCCAAGCUGCGGGAGUCCAUGUCGGUGGAUGACACCAGCUACAUGGGCGGCGUCAUGAGCAGGUCCUUCUCCGGCGAGGAACCUAAAAAGGUUUUGCUCAGGAUAUACGGUCAGGUGCACGGGCAGCGCGCCAUGGACGCGAUCGUGACAGAAUCUGUCAUUUUCACGCUGCUGUCAGAGAGGCGGCUUGGGCCCAAACUGUGGGGCGUGUUUUCUGGGGGCAGGAUUGAGGAGUACAUUCCUGCCCGGUCCCUCCUAACGAAAGAGCUGGCCGAGCCGGCGCUCUCCAUGAAGAUAGCCGAAAAGAUGGCCGCCAUACAUUCCAUGGACAUACCCUUGUCGAAGGAACCCAACUGGCUGUGGAAAACCAUGGGAAAGUGGAUCAAGACUGCUAAAGAGGAGAGGCUCACCGGAACAGGCAAGAAUGAAGAGGAAAACAACAUCAUAAAACGCCUGAGAGCAGUAGAUUUUGAGAAGGAGGUGGAAUGGCUAAAGAAGUUCCUGUCCACAGUCGAUUCCCCCGUAGUAUUCUGCCACAACGAUUUGCAGGAGGGUAACAUUCUAUUACUAGAAGACGUUCACACAGACGAAGAACCGACAUACAGACUACACUCAUACCAAGAAGACAGUCCCAGAAAAUCCUUCGACCUCUCGCAGUACGAAGACGCUAACACUGUCGAUUCAGAGUCCAGCCACAUUUCCGACUCAGGCGAACCGAAGCUCGUACUGAUAGACUUCGAGUACUGUGCGUACAACCACAGGGGGUUCGACAUUGCCAACCAUUUCCAAGAGUGGGGUUUCGACUAUACCAAUCCGGAGCACCCUUAUUAUUAUGAAAAUCAGGAGAAUCACCCGAAUUUGGAGCAAAAGGAAAUAUUCAUCCGUGAAUACCUGAAGCAUUACAACUACUACGCGAACGACGCGAAGGACGCAACGCCAUCUAUCGACGACGUGAACCAUCUACUCAACGAGGUUGAUGCGUUCACGAUCGCGACCCAUCUGUUGUGGUGUCUAUGGUCCAUCGUCAACGCCAGUAAAAGUCAGAUCCCCUUCGGUUAUUGGGAAUUCGCUAUGACCCGGCUUGAAUCGUACAUCCGGAUGAAACAGGAAGUGAAGAAAGACAAAUUCGGACCACAGAAGAGAAAGAUCUGCGAGGUUGACAUAUGAGUGCAGUGCGAUACGCUAUCUGUGGAAUCCUUGAACGUUUGACACUUAAAUAUGUAUAUAAUAUACCAAUAGGUACCAGUAAGGCGAC